GGUCAAAGGAAAAAACAGGAAUUCUAACUGAUUGAUUAGCUGAGUCAAUAUUUGGGAUAAGUUAGUUAACAACCAGUAGAAAGAAUUGGAAUUUAGCAGAGGGACAAGGAGACGUUCAGAGGAACUAAGGAGCUUCAUCACAAGGCUGAUUCUGUUUUCUGACCUUGCUUUCUCUUACCCAGACAGACCUGAAAAUGCUGGGAUGUUAUUGGUGUUUGGCACCACUGAUGCUGGUCUGCUACAUCUUUAGUGUUGAGAGCUCAGUCUUUAUCCAGAAGAAUGAAGCAACAAGGGUGCUGAAAAUUCAGAAACGUUCAAACUGGCUCUGGGAAGAGCUUAAGCCGGGAUCUCUGGAGAGAGAAUGCUAUGAGGAAUCAUGUUCAUUUGAGGAAGCACAAGAAAUUUAUAAAUCCAGAGAGAGAACUAUGGAGUUUUGGUUUCGCUACAAAAAUUUUGAUCCUUGUCAAUCAAAUCCAUGCCAAAAUGGCGGUUUGUGCAGGCUUGACAGCUACCGAUAUAUCUGUCUCUGCCACCCCUUGUGGAAAGGAGCCACUUGUGAAAUAGGGAACUUGGAUUGUGAAUAUAAGAAUGGCUACUGUCAGCAAUACUGUAGCAUCAGCAGGAGAACACAAAUGCCAGAGUGCUCCUGCGGAGAAGGUUAUCGACUAAAUGAAGAUCAACAGACCUGUUCCAUAAUCGAGCCAUACCCAUGCGGGAGAAUGCCACUGUAUGGAUUACAAACCCGCGGAAUUGAUGAGGAAGAAUAUUCCCUCAAUGAUACAGAUACAGACUUUGAUUACUUAACAAAGUUAAAUUACAGUGAUCCAGAAGCUCGGAAACGAAUUAUAGGUGGAACCAUUUGCCGACGAGGUUUCUGUCCUUGGCAGGUAUUAAUACAUAACAGGAAUGGCUAUGGAUUCUGUGGCGGGACUUUAAUUAACAGUCGUUGGGUUAUAACUGCUGCUCAUUGCUUUGAUACAAUACGGCCACACUCAAUUACAGCAGGUGAAUUUGAUACACUUCGAACAGAGGAAUGGGAGCAAAAGGUUUUAGUGGAGAUGUUUCUGACACACCCUCAAUAUGACCCAGUGUUAUAUGACAAUGAUAUUGCCCUUUUGUAUUUGAAUCAAUCUGUGAAUUUUACUUUUACUGUUGUUCCAAUUUGUCUGCCGAAUCACAACCUGGGCCAGCUCCUCCUGCAACAUGGGAAAGUAGGAAUGGUAAGUGGCUGGGGAGUAACCCGGGAAAAAGGUAGGGCAUCCCGAUUCUUGAAGCGAGUCCAGCUUCCAUAUGUUGAUCAGACGCCUUGCGUAGCAUCAACAAAUUUGACAAUUACAGACAAUAUGUUCUGUGCUGGAUACACAGAUGAGUAUAAGGAUUCCUGUAGAGGGGACAGUGGGGGACCGUAUGCAGUUUUGUAUCGGGAGACGUGGUAUCUGCUUGGCGUGGUUAGUUGGGGUGAAGGCUGUGGCAAAAGAGAAAGAUAUGGGAUAUACACCAGGGUGCCAGGUUACCUAUCAUGGAUACAUAAUUUGUUACAGUUCAGCAACUGAUACACAGUGGAUUUUUAACCAUCACCAUGACAUCAGAAAAAGGAUGAUGUUUGAUAAGUUCUGGUCAAGAAAAAAAGUCAUCGCAACAUGGCAGCAGGUCUCUGAACUAAUAGUUAAAGGAGCAAAUCCAAACUAUUUUCACUGAAAUACAAAUUAACCUACCACAGAAGUUUCAGCCUUAUAUAGCCACCAUCUAUUAAUCCAGCACCUUCAUUAUACAAAAGUCAGAUGAAAUAAGCAACAACUACAAAACAAUGCCAAAUGUCUAAUAAUAUUUCAGUUGUAUUUUUGUCUGUUGGAAUCUUCCACGUCAACUUCCUGUCAUUUCAUUUUUAGGUUAGUCUGCAUUCAAACAAUAGUUCUAACAUUUUGUCAGCUCACAUUUGAACAUUCCAACCUACUGUUGACAUGGUUUGAACCAGGAAGCCAAUGCACAGUAGCCAUUUCGCGUAGUCAGAAGUCCCAGCAAUAAAUUCAAACUUAGUCUCCAAGCACGUGUUCCAAAUGCUUUAGCUACUCCAUUCGCUCCAUGCAGCCGCACCUUAAAUGUUCUUGCAUGGGAUAGCAGUAAGUGACAACCCUCAUCCAAAGCAUCUACUAAAUGGUCUUUAGCAUGUAAUAUAUUGUUAACAAGGUUUAAAAAUACACUCGUUACUGUAAUUAGCUUUCUGACAUAUGUAAAAUCUUACAUAUUUUCAAAUUGUUAAGAUAAUAAACCUGUUAAACAGACACUUAAAAA
This is a messenger RNA of Leucoraja erinaceus (little skate), 2292 nucleotides long. RefSeq names its product coagulation factor X. The record is from RefSeq and is a predicted model, not a curated record. Gene Ontology annotation, biological process: blood coagulation; proteolysis. Gene Ontology annotation, molecular function: serine-type endopeptidase activity; calcium ion binding. Lineage: Eukaryota; Metazoa; Chordata; Chondrichthyes; Rajiformes; Rajidae. Bases 195 to 1553 code for a protein of 452 amino acids. Gene Ontology annotation, cellular component: extracellular region. The transcript has 9 exons.